AUACAGGGGUGCUCCUUAUCCCAGGAACACUUAGCCGUUUCCUGUCAGCGCAUCAUCACCCUCACCAGUCCUGAUUUCUCUAGCAAAUCAUCCUUUUGUUGCUCCUCACCAUGGCGCCACGGGUUGCUAUCGUUUUUUACUCCAUGUACGGCCACAUCGAGAAAUUAGCUCGGGCGGAAUUGAAAGGAAUUCAGGCGGCCGGGGGCUAUGCCGACCUUUACCAGAUCGAAGAGACGCUGCCAGCUGAGGUUCUGGCCAAAAUGCACGCUCCCCCCAAGUCAUCUAUCCCUGUGAUCAAACCGGAGCAACUAGUCGAGUAUGAUGCGGUUCUCUUCGGUAUUCCCACGCGUUUCGGGAACUUUCCUGCGCAGUGGAGGGCUUUCUGGGAUCGCACGGGCGGCAUUUGGGCGACAGGCGGUUACUGGGGCAAGUAUGCCGGCCUGUUUGUCAGCACCGGCACCCAGGGCGGUGGUCAAGAGUCCACUGCUCUGGCGGCCAUGAGUACCCUAGCCCACCAUGGCUUCAUAUAUGUACCCCUCGGCUACAAAACGGCAUUCCCCCUCCUCACCAACCUUCAAGAGGUCCAUGGUGGAAGCGCCUGGGGUGCUGGUACUUUUAGUGUUUGUGCCUCCGCCUUCUUCCUUCUUUCGCCCGUUCACGCCACAGCUAAUAUGUCUCUUUGCUGCAGGAUGCGGAUGGAUCCCGCCAGCCUAGUGAGCUGGAGCUCUCGAUUGCCGAGACACAAGGGAGAUCGUUCUAUGAGCAUGUUUCCCGUCUCAACUCCACUUGACUAUAUGAUAGCUCGCACACAGAGACGCCAGUGGUGGGGCCAGAUCCGCCAGGUCACACAGUAUCACAAGAAGCCAUGCAGCCCAUACAGCUUCACGAAAAAACUUCGGUUUAUCGUACCAUGUCCGGAGAUACCAACGAGGGACCAUGCGGCCUCCCUAACAAAUUACAUAGCGGGCCGAGGGGAUCUAAAGUAUAACAAGCGACCCCCUGCAACAUCCAGUAAUAUAGCUAGACUAUACACAAUAGGGACGAAAAUAAGGUUAUAG
This is a messenger RNA of Aspergillus uvarum CBS 121591, 1058 nucleotides long. Its product is annotated as flavoprotein WrbA. The record is from RefSeq and is a predicted model, not a curated record. NCBI's taxonomy places the organism in Eukaryota, Fungi, Ascomycota, Eurotiomycetes, Eurotiales, Aspergillaceae. Bases 111 to 1058 code for a protein of 315 amino acids. Gene Ontology annotation, molecular function: NAD(P)H dehydrogenase (quinone) activity; FMN binding. The transcript is spliced from 10 exons.